UGAUCUUCAUAUAGAGAACAAUUCCAUCGCAUAAAUUGUGACGCGUCAUUGCAAAUUAUUUGCAGCAAAAAAAGUAUUGAGAUAGAAAUAAUAAAUUGACGAUCUUCCAUUUAUGUCAGAUUUAAGAACAAUUCUGUAAUAUGGAAGCUAAUAUCUACUGUAAAUAUCGACAAUCUCUUCGAAAUAGAAUGCUCUAGCCAACAUAAGAACAUGAUUUUUGCAAAAAAGAAAAAUAUUGAAAACCAGUAUUUUCUGAAGGAAAUCCAGGAUUUCCUGAGAGAAAAUAAAUCUAUGUGAGCGAAGCGUUUUCACUAUAUCAAAUGUAUUUAGGAAUGUAUGAAGUUCUGCUGUGACUCGAUUGUUAGUCAUCAGAUUAUUAUCAAAAGAUCACUGUAAUAGCAGAACAUGUUAACAAUAAAUUUAGAUGAUAAGAAUAUAUGGAAUAGUAGGAUUUAUCGACUAGUAAUCUUCAAACAAAAACGAAUGAGAGUAAGAGUGUAGUUUAUAUCUCCGAUGCUAAUUUCAAAGGAAAACAACUCAUUUUAAAUCAUUUAGCUCUCAUAAAUCAUAUACAAAUCGAUAAGAAUAAGUGAUUAGUUUUCUAUAUUGUUUACACAAUACUUAUUGCUAUUCAAUUGAGUGCGGCAUAUUCUCACAGGCAUAAUAUUUCAUAAAAGUUCCAAUAUCCUAAGGUAUUGUUUUCUUUAACCAAAUUUUUUGUAGUUAGAUCACAACAAAUAUCGUUUUCGUUCAUUCUCGUUCAAACUGACUCUUAUUUCGAAUCUAGCUAUUCAAUGGUAAAAUCUUGUUUUCUGGUAUAUACCGUUUUUGCAUUAAAUUCAAUCGGGGAAUAAAGAUUAUAGAUUUAAACACAAAGAACUUCAUCUAAUAGACAUUGUAAUAAUUGUUAAUUUUUCAAAAUAAAUCUUGCACAGUAAAACAUUUUAUUUCUUUUGAAAAGCACUGACUUUGAUAUUUGAUUAAGUAAUUAACAUCCGACUUAAAAAAAAUUAUUGUCAUAGGCAAUGACAACUCACAUCUGACAAUGUUUUUCACAAAAUCAAUCUUGACAAAGGAAGCGAAUUAAUCAUUUUUAUUAACAUAUAUGAUUUUUUUCUGCUGCAAAUAUUUUACUUUAAACAGAUUAUUUAAGAGAACAUAACUUUCUGGUAUUUUCACACUCGCAAUUAUAAUAAAUCUAAUUUUUUUAAUGAUCUUUUGUUUUAGUUGAGUAAAUUUAACAGCGAGAAAAGUCAGACGUUAGUCUACGUAUAGAUUAACAGUAAGAAAGCUGAUAUCGAAAGAAUAUUCAAAUAAACAGAUUACCAUUUUGCCAAUAAGAUUUCUGUUCAGUGCAGAUUUCUAAACGAGAAGAUGAUUCUUUGUAAAUUUUAGUUUGUGAGAGUAUUGAAAUUUGGAUUCAAUCUCAACUAUAUGAAGAGUAACAAAGUGAAUGUUUACAAUGUAAUCUAUUCAGAUCAAGAAAAACAUUGCAUCAUGUAAUCUUCUUUUCUUGUUUAUUUCAGGGUGUGCGUCCAGUUAGUGCUGAUCCAAUGCAACCAUCGAUAUUGUAUGUAUAUGAUUAAUUCCAGUAGAUGAUGAGAAGAAUCUUUUCUACUAGAUUUGGAUAUUUUGACAUGAGAAAAUUAACACGAAUCCUUUUUUCUAUUCUUGUUCUUAUUUUAAUCGUGGCUAUUUUAACAACUGUUUUUCUUACGAAAAAAGCAAAUGAUGAAAAUACAUCAAUAAUUGAAGGAUCAAUCAUUUCAGAGAUGAUCGAAACCACAAGCAAAGGUAUAGUCUUAUCAUUAUAAGAAAUGAUUUGUAUAUAAACUAUUUCAAAAUCAAUGUUUCAUUGAGUCUUGAUCAAAUUAAUCGAAUUCGGCAAAACUCUCUGAGCUUCUGAUUGAUAUGACUACGAUAUAAUGGUUAGAAAACAGAUGGCAUGAGCUUGAUAGAUUCUUAGUAGAGGUGUAAGCCGAUGAGUCGAUCGGCGGCGGCGGGAAAUUUAUAAAAAGAAAUUUUUUUAUAAAAUUGAAAAAUAUCUUUGUUUCAGUAUAUCAAUCAUUAUAGUCUGUUCAAAAAAUCUUGAAGGUGUGGGUAUGAAGUUGGUAUUAUAUUCAAACACACAGUCACAUUCACUGACCUACCCACAGCCACACCCUAAGUAGAAGAUCAUAUUUAUGAAUUUCGUGUUCUAGCUGAAAAUGAAGCUGGAAAAGGAACACCAUCUGAUGCAACUACACCAACUGAGUAUAUAGAAAUAAAUUCUUUUAAUAUUUCUAAAUAAGAUUUUUUAUUUUAUUAGGUCAAAGAUCCGAAUACAUCUACUACUGCAGCAGAAUUUCUUAAGAAAUUAAAAGAUGCUGAAUGUAAUGAAGGUAAAACAAUUACAUUAGAAUGUAAAGUUAUCGGAACACAUAAACCUGAUUUUGAAUGGCUCACAGGUACGAAAGAAAUCGCUCAAGAUGCUAAAUAUACUAUAACACGUGAUGGUGAUAAAUGUAUUUUGGUAAUUGAUAAAGCUACACCAGAUGAUCUUGAUGAAUAUAGCAUUAAAGUACGUAAUAAAGGUGGUUCAAGAAUGUGUCGUUGUAAUCUUAAUGUCCGAUCACCACCAAGAUUUCGUUUACCACCAAAAUAUGAAGAUGUUCUUAAUUAUGAUAAAGGUGAAGCAAUUGUUAUAAAAACUCCUUAUAUUGGUAUAGUCUAUUACCUAAUGUAA
This is a messenger RNA of Adineta steineri, 2725 nucleotides long. The record is from the annotation of a GenBank genome assembly. NCBI's taxonomy places the organism in Eukaryota, Metazoa, Rotifera, Eurotatoria, Adinetida, Adinetidae.